This is a messenger RNA of Grosmannia clavigera kw1407, 2331 nucleotides long. RefSeq lists its product as uncharacterized. NCBI's taxonomy places the organism in Eukaryota, Fungi, Ascomycota, Sordariomycetes, Ophiostomatales, Ophiostomataceae. Gene Ontology annotation, cellular component: mitochondrial inner membrane. The coding region runs from base 1 to 2331 and encodes 776 amino acids. The record is from RefSeq and is a predicted model, not a curated record. The transcript has 2 exons.
AUGGUAUACAAAACGCCACCAUCCGGCGGCAUCGUCUGUCUGCGGUGCCAGCUGCGACUCUUGCACUCGCCACGACCUCGCCGGCCGUCUCUCUUUCUCACCCCCCACCUUCUCUCUCGGCAGACAAGCCGCAACGGCUAUGCUGCUCUUGCCAGACCCCAGGCCUGGAAGGCGAGGGUGAUCGUGGCAAGCCCAAGACGCUUGCACCAUGCAGCCUCUAAGGAUGUCGACAGCAAGGCCGCAGUGCAGCCAAAAUUCUCCAGGGACGACGAAACACCGGUCCUGCUGCCAGACUCCAGCGAGCCGCCUGCCAAGUCAGACGAGGCGGCAGCCAAGUCCGACAUGGAGGACAUAUGGGACUCCCUGCUGGCGGACGGUAUCAAGGCGACGUCGGACGAGGUGUCCAGCCACAUUGACGCGCUGCGGCCGACAGACGAGACCACCGUGACCCGCUCCGACUUCCAGCGCCGAAGGGAGAGCCUGACGGCCGGCUUCACCGUCGCACAGCUGCGCGAGUACAUUGACGCACACCGCGAGCCGGUUGUCCGGCCAGCCGCCUACGCCUGGGCAGUGCAGCAGCUGCCGUGGGUUCCGGGCGGGCCAGCCAGCGAGCUGAAGGCCAAGACGCCCUCCUCGGCUCUUUUCCUGCGCGGCUACACCACGUCGUCGAUGCUGAGCAAGGAUUGGCUGGCCGUGCAGCUGAUGCGCGAGUGCUGGGGCCUCGCCGUGCGCGAGUUGAUGGACGCUCCCGGACUGCUGGACGUCACCGUGCGCGAGCUUGAGUUUGCCCUCCUGGCUGCCGGUGCCCAGUCGUGGCUGCGCGACAUCUCGACUGCCUACUCGACCGUCACGACGACGACUGCUGCCACCGGUCGCAGCCGCAGUCGCAGCCACAGUCGUGGCCAAACUCGCCAGCACCGCCACAUUGAGCUAGACCCCGGCCAGCGCCUGCUGCGCAUCUCCGCCCCCGCCGUCACGGCCGACGCCAUCCUGGCCGACAUUGACUGCAUGCUGGCCCGCGCCACCACGCGCGCCUUUCGCCUGGCUGACGUGGCAGACACGCGUGUUGUCGGUGCUCUUGAUGCUCACAUGCUGAGGGCCGUCGGUGCCAUGACUGAGAGCUGGGUGCGGCUGAGUGCGGAUGAGGACGAAGUACUGGUCAGCUGGAUCGCCCAAGACCAUGACCACGACCACCAUCUCGAAGAUACCGGAGACAGGGUACACCGGUUUCUGCUCACAGCUUUUGGCACCUCCACCCUGCCCCAGACGACCGAGCUGGACUACGAACCCCUCAAGCGCACAAAAGCUCGCCUGCUCGCCGAGUUCGAUAGCUUCAGCCGUGACACCUGGUCCUGGCCCUAUCGCCACCGCAACUGGGCCCGUCUGGUCGAACCCUUUCUGGCCGACGCAUCGGCUGCGCGCACUCGGCUGCCCGUCCAGCUGCCCGGCGCCCACUCGAUGCCCUUUGAGUUUGUCUCCCCCCAUACGGCCACGGCCACGACCGAUACAGGCGCAAAUGCAGGCGCAGAUGCAGACGCCGAAGACGACCACAGCCAAAGGUGGUAUCGUCUCAUCCGCACUUCCACCGUCGCUACCUUCGGUCGCGUCCUCCACAGCCCGCCGUCCGCAGACAAGACCAGCACCCUGUCUGACAUGGCCAGUCCGGCCACUGCGCUUCAAGGCCUGGAACGGAUCUUGACUCCGGUCUACCUGGACAUCUCAGACGGCCGGCCGGUCCUGGCCGCCCUGCACACGGUCAUGGCCGCCCACACGAGCGACGUGCUCUUCCCGACACAGCCUGUGGACGUGCGCAUCACGCAGAAGCGCUUCUUUGCGCUGCCGGCCGCCGACAUCGCCGCCGAUCCGGCCCUCGACCCGCUACGCGCCUUUCUCGCACAGGCACGGCUGGGCCAGCUGGGCCCGUCUGGCCAGCCGCUGCCGCUAUCGACACCGGCACGGCUGUCCGGCCUCGGCCUGCCGGCACGCGUGCUGCUUCCGGUCGGCGACGGGGCCAGGCUGCGCGAACAGCCGCGCAGGCGCCACCAGACCAUCGCCGUCGACUACGUCUUUGCCGGGCUCGAGGUGCGCCGCCGCGUCGCCACCGCCUUUGAGGGCUGGACGCUCGCCCUGACCAGCGUCGACGCCGGGCGUGGUGGCGGCCGCCACACAGCCCUCACACUGGACGCAACGCCUGCGGGGACGGAGUCUGGGGUGUCCGGGGUCACUCUCGCCACUGGCGGGGACCUCAGCAAGACGGCCUUUCGCCAUGCCGUCGGCCGGCUCGUCCACAGCGACACAAUCCACUGGCUGAUACCGGGUCGGGAGUCGUGA